Olea europaea var. sylvestris is the source of this 668-nucleotide messenger RNA. RefSeq names its product xyloglucan endotransglucosylase/hydrolase protein 3-like. Gene Ontology annotation, cellular component: apoplast; cell wall. The transcript has 2 exons. Lineage: Eukaryota; Viridiplantae; Streptophyta; Magnoliopsida; Lamiales; Oleaceae. Gene Ontology annotation, biological process: glucan metabolic process. The record is from RefSeq and is a predicted model, not a curated record. Gene Ontology annotation, molecular function: xyloglucan:xyloglucosyl transferase activity; hydrolase activity, hydrolyzing O-glycosyl compounds. Bases 94 to 660 code for a protein of 188 amino acids.
UUGAUAAUUUUGUAGUUAACUUCAAUCCCAGUAGGUGGACAAGCAACAAACCACUAUGAGUUUGAUUUCGAGUUCUUGGGAGGUCAUAAUCCCAUGGCUUACAGAUUGAAUACAAAUGUGUUUGCAAAUGACAAGGGACAUAGGGAGCAACAAUUUUGUCUUUGGUUUGAUCCUACUGCAGAUUUUCACAAAUAUGAACUUUUUUGGAACCAGUACCAAAUAGUGUUCUUUAUAGACGGGACGCCAAUAAGAGUGUUCAAAAACAACACAAAUAUUGGAGUGAGUUAUCCAUCAAACUCCAUGCACAUAGAAGCAAGCAUAUGGAAUAGCACUGCAUGGGUAGGACCAGUGGAUUGGAGUCAAGGGCCCUUCAUUGCUCAUUAUCAAGGAUUUUCAAUUGAUGGGUGCAAAUAUAACACUCUUAACCCUAAGGCAUGCGAUAAUUGGAAUGCAGGAAAAGAUCGGAAGCUGAGUCCUGAUCAACAAAGAAGAUAUCAUGAUGCUAGAAAGAAGUACAUGGUUUAUGAUUACUGUUCCAACAACUCAAAAAAAUUCGCAGAGUGCUUAUCUGAUUUCCCAGUAGAAGAGCAAAUUGAAGAGGAUAUGAACAACGUAGGGUUUAAUCCGUCAUCUAAUUGGGACGAGAAUCUCCACACUUAGAAAAGGUG